AUCUGUCACAUUAUUGAAUUUAGAUUUUCUUACAAAAAGUCUUUUCAAGGCCAGUACCAAAAUUUGAUCAUGCAACCACGUGACAUAUUACGUAUCUUUUUGUUUUUCAUCUUGCGUUUUGCAAUAAACUUUUUCUUUCUGUACCGCCAAAAAUUCAAAGAUGAGUUGCAUACCAAUAAAUCGGAUAGUUGGCGAUAGCUUUGGUGGGUGACACAGUGUCACCUCUAUAAAAGUGUCAUCUCUAAUAGAAUCAUCUGUUGCUUAUAUUUUGGUAAAAACAUGGAAAUUUGUGUGAACUGUUCGGAAAAUACUCGGAAAUACAAAUGCAGCAAAUGCUACGCGCCCUACUGCUCCGUAGUUUGUUAUAAGGCCCACAAGGACACACCCGAGUGUAUAGAUGCGCAGAAUGCUCGAAAUAUAAAGGAACUCCAGUCCCAGCAAGCUGACCAAGAGGAACCCACUCUCCACGCACCCUUCUCCACAGAUGAUACAGUGCAGAUUGAGGCGCUGCAACAACUAGAAAAUAGCGAACAACUGAAAAACCUACUUCACAAUCCCCAUCUGCGCUCUCUGCUUCAGCAAAUCGAUGUAGCAAUAAAUGCCCAUACGGCCAUGGCGGCGGCCAUGCAGGAGCCCCUGUUUCUGGAGUUUGCUGACGCGUGCCUUCAGGUUGUGGAGCCCAUGACGGAAGCCGAGCGGGCUGAACUUGAUUUGUGUUAUUGAAAAUGAUCAGUUUUGGUUUACAAAUGUAGGAUUAUAAAUUUUUAGUAACUCCAAAGAAUCUGUAGAUACAUUUCUAGGGUAUUCCAGGUAUGAUUCCCUUUCCUAAUACGGCAUCUCGUAGGCUAGGGCAAUCGAAGAUGAUCAUACUUUUCGUAAGGUGCAUGAAAUUGAGGAUUAAAAUAUCAGAUAUAUAAUUUAAAUUGUAUUUUAUAUACAUGCAUACAAAAA
Molecule: messenger RNA, 951 nt
Organism: Drosophila bipectinata
Lineage: Eukaryota; Metazoa; Arthropoda; Insecta; Diptera; Drosophilidae
Product: zinc finger HIT domain-containing protein 3
Biological process (GO): box C/D snoRNP assembly; maturation of LSU-rRNA from tricistronic rRNA transcript (SSU-rRNA, 5.8S rRNA, LSU-rRNA); snoRNA localization
Cellular component (GO): nucleus; pre-snoRNP complex
Molecular function (GO): protein binding
Source: RefSeq, a predicted model, not a curated record